AUGGAAGAAAAGGCGCUGCAGACGCACAUCACGCUCUUGUUUUACCUGAUCGUGCUGUUCUACCUGAAGAAUUUUACCUUUAGCUUCAUGGAUAUGCCUAGAAAGCUGUACAGGUAUAUUAAGAUUUAUUAUUUCUUCUUAAUCAUCCUAACCAUUGUGGGAUUCUUUAGCAGAUUGCUUGUGCUGACUCGAUUGAUUAUCAUUGAGCAGGUGCGGAAAAUUGUGAAUAAUUUUUUUUUAAAAAAUGGCGGCGCCCACUUGAGGACUUCUAAACGAAAUGGCAGGUUGAGGUAUAUUCAGAGGAAUGGUGCGCGUGCUCAUUGGGGGGGUAGUUCCUCUGUUGUGGGUACUGGCGGUGAACGCGCAUGCGGUGACGCUUCUGUUACUAGUGGUGAUGGUUCGGCCAGCAGUGAUGGUGGGGCUGGCAGCGACGUUGCGCUUAGUAGUGAUGGGGGGGUUGGAAGUGACUGCGUUGUUAGUAGCGGUGAUGCUUCCGUCAGCAGUGGGGACAUUUCCGUUAGCAGUUGUGACGUCUCGGUGAGCAGUGAAGGAGGGGUUAGCAGUGAGGGAGGAGUUAGUAACAGUGAGGGAGGUGGAAGCAAAGGUGCACGAGGAAGUAGGCGAGCCAGUAGAGGCCUCCGCAGCUUGUUCAAGUUUAUUCGAAUUAUUAGAAGCAAAAGGAGAAAAUCUGCUGAUGGACGGAAGAGAAACGGAAGAAGGGAUUCACCCAGUGGGGAUGAAGACAACACCACCACGUCUGGGGAUAGAAUCAAAUUUGACAUGAAUACCUUCGAACGACGUGAUGAGUGUGCAAGUGAGGACUGCACUCCUAGCGGCGGAUCCACUGCUUCCGAGGGAGAGUCAAUCAGUGUGAGGAGCGAAGAUAGCAGUGAAGCAGGCAACCCAGUUAGUGAUGGCAGGAAAAGCAGCCUCAAUAAUUUAGAGCAGGCAGAGGAAGAGGCCGACCUGCGCAAUUACCUAACAAAACAAAACUACCUCCGAUUGUAUACCCUCCUGACAGAUGCCCUUUUCAGCCCCAAGAAUAAUCUCACCUUAACAGGUGACAAUUCAACAAUGGGUCUUCAAAAAAAGACUCGCAAAUGUGCUCACUGUAGAAGUGAAUUGAGCUACCCACAGGAGGAUAAACCGAGUGGCAUCACUGGCGAUUAUUGUGCCACUUGUAUAAGGCUGGAGAGGACAUUCCCCAAACCCAUAUUAAAGAAUAGCUCCUCCUACCCACUUUCAAAUAAAAACACACAAAUAAAAAGUAAAGCAAAUAAAAGAAUUCGCUUCAACGCACAAGUAGAAACAUACUACAUUGAAAAGUAUCUGGUAGAAGAUUCAGAUUCGUAUGGGAUGCGUUUGAGUGGAGACAAACGAAAAGGCAUGUGUAAAAUGCUUGGAGAGUACAGCUUGGCUAACACUGAUAUAUUCAGCUACUACAAUAUGAAGAAUAAUGUUAACACCGUCUUUAGUGACCUCGUGAACUUGGUUUGCGACUGCAAGGACAAAAUUACACGCAGGUUUUAG
Messenger RNA from Plasmodium fragile, 1530 nucleotides. RefSeq lists its product as uncharacterized. Bases 1 to 1530 code for a protein of 509 amino acids. The record is from RefSeq and is a predicted model, not a curated record. NCBI's taxonomy places the organism in Eukaryota, Apicomplexa, Aconoidasida, Haemosporida, Plasmodiidae. The transcript has a single exon.